This is a messenger RNA of Trypanosoma brucei brucei TREU927, 945 nucleotides long. Its product is annotated as monoglyceride lipase, putative. The transcript has a single exon. Gene Ontology annotation, molecular function: lipase activity. The record is from RefSeq and is a predicted model, not a curated record. Bases 1 to 945 code for a protein of 314 amino acids. Lineage: Eukaryota; Euglenozoa; Kinetoplastea; Trypanosomatida; Trypanosomatidae. Gene Ontology annotation, cellular component: membrane.
AUGGGAUGUUUUUGCUGCUGCUGCUGCUGCGCUGUCCGUGACAGUCACGAUUUAAAAUAUGCCACACCGGAUCGUGUACCGCCUGAUGGGGAACUCUUCCCAUGGUAUAUACAAAAUAGACAAGGACUUUGGCUUCAUUUUCGUGACUGGCCACCACCGCGGGAUGUACCGAAUGUACGCGGCGUACUUUUUAUUGUGAGUGGACUUGGUGAGCAUACCGCCCGUUACGGUGGUGUGGGCCGUUAUUUUUCCCGUGAAGGGUUCCAUGUGUUUUGUAUGGACAACCAAGGCGCUGGUGCAAGUGAGGGCGCAAGAUUGUACGUUUCGGACUUUGAUGAUUUUAUUGUUGACUUUUUUCUCUUCAAGAGGCAUGUAUUUUCCCUCUAUCCGGAAUAUGAAGCACUACCCCGGUUCCUGUUGGGCCAUUCCAUGGGUGGACUCAUAGCUACUCAUGUCUCCCUUCGUGAUCCUACCGGGUUUACGGGGUUUAUUUUCAGUGGACCGGCAUUAAAACCCCAUCCGAAGCUUGCUUCAUGUUUCAAGCAGUGUUGUGUGGGUUUAAUGUCAAGUUGUGUGCCUAAAUUUGGUGUAGGAAGCAUAGAUCCCAAAUCAGUGAGUACAAAUCGUCAAGUGGUAGAGUUGUUAGAACAAGAUCCCCUUAACUUUGAUGCUAAGUUAACGGCACGGUGGGGUAAAACAAUGCUUGACGCUAUGGAAUCUGUAUGGACGCAGGUAGAAAGGGCAACAUACCCGGUACUGAUUUUACAUGGCGCGAAGGAUGCUUUAUGUCCAAUUAGUGGUUCACGGAAGUUCCUUGAAUCCGUGCCAACUACGGACAAACAGUUGAUUGAAUACCCUGGUUUAGGUCAUGAAGUGUUGACGGAAGUGCGCUGGAGGGAAGUACUUGGUGACAUUUUAAAGUUUAUUAAUGCACACUGUAAAUAG